This is a messenger RNA of Cladophialophora immunda, 2869 nucleotides long. RefSeq lists its product as uncharacterized. Gene Ontology annotation, molecular function: protein binding. The transcript has 2 exons. The record is from RefSeq and is a predicted model, not a curated record. The coding region runs from base 319 to 1608 and encodes 429 amino acids. Lineage: Eukaryota; Fungi; Ascomycota; Eurotiomycetes; Chaetothyriales; Herpotrichiellaceae.
GCUGUGCUGGAUACUGCAAAGGGAUAGAUACAGUCCUCCAGCGCUCCGUCUUCAAAGAAUAUAACUUCCAUUGGCACCGUCGGCGGCCUUCGACUGAACAGCCAACAACCUCCCAGGGUGUUGCCAAGGAGCAUAUUCUAGUCAGACCAUGCAAAUUUACCUCUCAUCAUCAAGCUGUUCUUCACCCACAUUGCACCUUCCUCCUAGUGAUUCGAUGCAGCGGCCUUCCUCCUCUGAAACGCGGCACCUAUGUUGAUAUGAACCUGAACCUCGCAUCGGCCCAAACAUGCCAACCUAAACGAUACCACGCGAGGCACCAUGGAAGCUGGCCCUGCAGUCCCAGCCUACAUCCUGCGAGGGCAUGAAGUGGCCAUUCACGCCCUUCACUUCUACGCCAGCAACGCGCUACUUGCCUCCGGAGACAGCGACGGGUGGAUGGUCAUAUGGAGUCUCUCGUCCAAACGACCCGUGGCUGUGUGGAAGGCUCAUGAGGCGGGAAUUCUGCAAAUCAAGCAUUGGACAGCGAAUAGACUUGUCAGCCACGGAAGAGAUCAUAAACUCCGCGUCUGGCAACUUCGACCGGAAGAUCUCGCAGGUCUACGCACGAAAUUGCCUGCUGACUCGGAUGGCUCAGCAGCAGCAGCAGCAGCAUCAUCAUCACCAUCAUCAGAGCAUCCGCAACCAUGGCUACUUCAUUCCAUGUCAGUCAACGCCCUCAAUUUCUGCGCCUUCUCCAUGUGCGAUCAGGAUCCCCGACAACCUGGAUGCGAGGACGCCGUCCCUCAGCUCAUUGCCUCGCCCAACGGCCUCGACUCGGGAGGUAUGGACAUCUUCCAGCUUCCAUCGGAGAGACGGGUGUCGCAGAUCCGAUCGGACAAGAACAACUCGAUGGGAAUGGUAAUGGCUGUGUGCCUCUUCCACCAGACGACCGACACAGCAUCACCACUCGUCCUCGUCUCGGGCUACGAGGACGGACGAAUCACGAUCCACGUACACCCAGGGGAUCUGACCAGCCCAGGAUCGGCUGGGUGGCAGAAAGUCGCCAGCUGCAAAGCCCACGCGCAACCCAUCCUGUCGCUCGCCAUCCUCCCUUCCACGACGCACUUCUUCACGUCCAGCGCCGACUCCGUGGUCUCCAAAUUCCGCGUGCCUUCCCUCGCCGAUGUCCAAGGAAAGGACCUGGAAAGCGAAAAGGCCAUCAAUACGAAACACUCGGGCCAGCAGGGCCUCAGCGUGCGCUCCGACGGCAAGAUCUUCGCCACUGCGGGCUGGGACGGGCGCGUGCGCGUGUACUCGUGCAAGACGGUCAAGGAAUUGGCGGUGCUGAAGUGGCACAAAGUAGGAUGCUAUUCCACGGCGUUCGCGACCAUCGAUCCUAUUGAAACUCCCAAUGUUGGUGGCACGGAUGAUGUUCUUUCUUCUUCAUCUGCUACUAAUGCUGCCGGAGAGGGCGCAGUAUUAUCGAGCAUUACUGCCACAAAAGCCCUCACAAAACCUAUGAAUGCAGUCGACAUGAUAAAGCAACAACGGGAAGAAAAGGCUCGACGGACACAUUGGCUAGCCGCUGGCGGCAAAGACGGCAAAAUUUCAUUGUGGGAUAUCUACUGACAGCACUUUUUCCGGCCACGCACAUUCCCGCUGUUCGAAUAUGCUCACGCUGCGCUUCAUUGCUUCGGUACUUAGAUUUUUGCUCCUUCCAAAUCGCCAGCCUGUUCCUCUGGCUUGGGCUCUUCCGAUUUUCCCUGAGCGACCUUCCGAAUGCUCAGUUGCGGCACCUUGCGAAACUUCCCAGGGUUCGCAGCAUGCUGUCUGAGGUGCUUUCGCUCUUUCCGAUUUAUGCGGGGUUCUAGAAUCACGUUGUCGAUGAGUCUGACGCUGCGCUGAUUCAGUUCCUCUUGUGUUUUGGGCUUGUCGACGGGCGAGACGAUCAUCGCGGCGCUGACGACGGCGCCGAUGCGUGGAUUGACUUUUUUGUCGUCCAUAAUGGUUCCCAUUGUAUCCGGAUCGCUCAUUGCAAUAUAGUCGAUCUCGAUGCGACCGCUCGAACCCUCUCGGCCAUCGCUUCGAACUCUUGUGGCAUCCUCCUCAAAGACGUUGAAUGCGGCUCGGCGCAGACGCCUCACGUCCAACACUCCGGCGUUGUAAAGAUCACGCGUCGCAAAAAGCGCCCUGGAUAACACCGUAGCAUCCUCCCUUCGCCGGUUACCGAGAUAGACAUUCCGACUGCUCAUGGCCAAUCCAUCCGGUUCUCUUUCCGUUGGCACGACGCGGACUUCGGUGGGAAUAUGGAAAUCCUUUACCAUACGCUUGAUGAGUAUUGAUUGUUGGAUAUCUUUCUGACCAAAAUAGACGCGGUCAGCUUGGACGAUGUUGAACAGUUUUGUGCAGACUGUCGCCACGCCACGGAAAAAUAUCGGGCGCGAUGCUCCCUCGAGUUGAGACCCAAGGGGUGUGAUGGUGACAAAGGAGCCAGGGCCGGCGAUGUCUGAAGUGGGUGGGAGUGUAGGAUACAUGGUCUUGACAGUGGGCGCAAAGACACCCCGUAUCGCUCCAGGUCUUUGCGAUUGGCCUACAGUCAUGAUGUGUUCCUGUUGGAGCUUUUUCAACUUUUCCAUGUCUUCGUUCCAGGUGACCGGGUAGGAAUCGAGAUCCUCAUGGGCGGCAAACUGGGUGGGGUUGACGAAAAUAGAAAUGAAGACGUCGGUAUUCUCUUGAAGAGCGUGGCGUACGAGGGAGAGGUGACCUUCGUGUAGAGCCCCCAUAGUUGGGACGAAGCCCACAGUGCGUCCUUGAAGGAGGAGCUUCCUGCGCACAGCGCGUAGUUGGUUGACGUGUCGGAAGACAGGAAAGGGAGAGGAAGGCGGACUGG